Molecule: messenger RNA, 1094 nt
Organism: Ipomoea nil (Japanese morning glory)
Lineage: Eukaryota; Viridiplantae; Streptophyta; Magnoliopsida; Solanales; Convolvulaceae
Product: protein PXR1-like
Exons: 2
Coding region: 317-889 (190 amino acids)
Cellular component (GO): nucleolus
Source: RefSeq, a predicted model, not a curated record
AAGCGUCUCCAAGACCCCAACCCAGCAACCCUAAAAUUGAUUACUGCAGAAGUACUGGCCGUCUCUUUCUCUCUGCAGUCUGAGAAGAAGCCGAAGAACUACUGUAGGUCUCUCACCCACCACCGCCCACCGGCACCAAGCCUACACGCGAGUCGCGACUGUUCUCCUCUGCUCCAGGUCGUUGCCUCCGUCUCCUCUGCUCCACCCUGCCGUCGCCGUCGCACGCUCUACCCUCCAGCCCUCCAGUAGUCUAGUACUAGGGUUGAUCUCCUUGUUCGAUUAGAGAUUUAGAGGUGCUGCUGUGAGCGAAGAGAAUAUGGCAUGUACCAUUGAUUUUAGGUGCCUGGAUGAGGGUUUCGGAGGCAAAACUUACAAGCGAAAGAGGGCAGAGAAGGAAGCCCCGGGGGAGGAAGGUGAGGCCGCCAUGGAGGUGGAAUUGGAAAAUGGCCCCCCUCCGUUGAAAAGGCAGGCGGUCCCUUCUUCUGAGGAUCCGAACAAGGCGGUGGUGGGGAAGGUGACGUACGAUGGUGUUAUAGCGGGGAGGGUGUCGGGGAGGAAGUGGAAGCAGGCGAGGACGCACAGGUCGUCGGCAGUGCAGGUGAGCCGGAAGGGGAAGACCCUGGAGCAGAGGGUGAAGGAAAAGGAGAUAAAGAAGGCGUAUAAGGAGAGAAUGAACGAACUGAAGGAGGAGAUAAGGCAGAACAAGAUAGAGAAGAGGCAGAAGAGGGAGGAGAGGGAGAAGAGGAAGAAGGAGAACAUUCUCAAGUCUGGCACCAAGUUUCAGAAGAUCACUAACCCGAAGACUCUUAAGAAAAUUGCCAAAUCUGCCAAGCAUAAGAAGCUCCUCAAGGUUGUUUCUGAUGAUCUUCUUAAGGCCGGCAACAAGUAGUAUCAUCUCUUUUAUUGCCCCUUUAGGCCUUUACUUGUGCUUCUUAAACCAAAUGGUAUGAUUUUGUUUGCUGCCUUUUAUUUCAAUUUCAAUGAUGUAGUCUCAAUGUAGCACAUAAACUGUGACAUUGAAUUGGUACAUUAAAAAUCUAUAACAAAUGCAAUGAUUCUAUGAAAACUCUGCUUAGAGUAGCUGUACUUGUACA